Molecule: messenger RNA, 566 nt
Organism: Tripterygium wilfordii
Lineage: Eukaryota; Viridiplantae; Streptophyta; Magnoliopsida; Celastrales; Celastraceae
Product: photosystem II 5 kDa protein, chloroplastic-like
Exons: 1
Coding region: 124-441 (105 amino acids)
Source: RefSeq, a predicted model, not a curated record
AAGUCUUUGUAUGCUUCUUCUAUCCCCACUUCCUCAGAGCUAAUAAUAACAACAAUUUAUCCAUUCCAUCCAAAGGAGAGUUGAGUAACAGCAGCAGACCCAGAUACCUGAGAGAGAGCAGAGAUGGCUUCCAUGACCAUGACAACCUCAUUCCUAGCCUCCCCUGUGACCAAGCCUCAGCCUUUGAUAGGUGCUCCUAGAGGACUUAUUGUGGCCAAGGCUUCAAGACCCACAGAGGGAAAAAGUGUGAGCUUGAACAACAAGGAAGAGAGCAGCAGUGGAAGCAGGAGAGAGUUGGUGUUUGCAGCAGCUGCUGCUGCUGCAUGCUCCAUUGCCAAGGUUGCCAUGGCUGUUGAGCCCAAGCGAGGGACCUCUGAAGCUAAGAAGAAGUAUGCACCUAUCUGUGUUACAAUGCCUACUGCUAAAAUUUGUAACUAUUGAUGUGAAUGUCUUAUGACCAGUAAUUAUUGAUUUGGUUUCUAAGUAUGUGGAAGUGAAACCUUGUAUGCAAUCUCUUAUCUUUCUAUUGGAGAAACCUCAUCUCAACUUUUCCCUUAAUUUCUUUA